This is a messenger RNA of Durio zibethinus, 1423 nucleotides long. RefSeq names its product RHOMBOID-like protein 6 (gene RBL6). Gene Ontology annotation, molecular function: serine-type endopeptidase activity. Lineage: Eukaryota; Viridiplantae; Streptophyta; Magnoliopsida; Malvales; Malvaceae. Gene Ontology annotation, cellular component: membrane. The record is from RefSeq and is a predicted model, not a curated record. Gene Ontology annotation, biological process: proteolysis.
ACUACGUUUUAAACUUAUAACUCGAACGGUUAAAUCUGCAACCAUAAGAGAAACAAAGCAAAACCCAACUUUCUUUCUCUAUUUAUUUCCCAUUCCUAGUCUUGAAUUUUUUCUUUCAAGCCACUCUUCUCGAAUAGAUAUAAACUUCGAUUCAAUCCCAAUUUCCUUUGAAAAAAAAAAAAAAACCCAGAAAGAAGAUCACAAAUUUACCCAUUAAACAGUCAAAAGAGAGGAUUUUUGUUUUGAAGGAGAAUGGCAAGUGGGGAUCUAGAAAGAGGAGGAAGUAAUGGGAAGAACAGGGCAAGUAACUAUUACCAAUCAUCUUCUACAGGUCCAUACUAUGUGGAAAGUACUGAAAAGCAAUGGACUUCAUGGCUUGUCCCGAUGUUUGUGGUGGCUAAUGUUGCUGUUUUUGUUGUGGUGAUGUAUAUCAAUAAUUGUCCUAAGAACAAUCUGGGAUUUGAAGGAAGCUGUGUGGCUAAGUUUCUUGGCAGGCUUUCUUUUCAACCGUUGAAAGAAAAUCCUCUCUUUGGUCCCUCUUCUAGGACAUUGGAAAAAUUGGGAGCACUAGAGUGGAACAAGGUAGUGCAUGGCAAUCAAGGAUGGAGGCUUAUCACUUGCAUCUGGCUGCAUGCAGGUGUUAUUCAUCUGCUUGCAAACAUGUUGAGCUUGGUCUUUAUUGGAAUACGCCUUGAACAGCAAUUUGGAUUUGUGCGAGUUGGGCUUAUCUAUCUAUUGUCUGGUUUUGGUGGGAGCAUACUAUCUUCUCUUUUCAUUCAGGGUAAUAGUAUUUCUGUUGGUGCCUCUGGUGCUUUAUUUGGCCUUCUGGGAGCAAUGUUAUCAGAGCUUCUGACUAACUGGACUAUCUAUUCAAAUAAGGCUGCAGCUCUGAUCACACUUGUGGUCAUCAUUGCCGUUAACUUAGCAGUAGGGAUUCUUCCUCAUGUUGACAACUUUGCACAUAUUGGAGGUUUCUUGACCGGCUUUCUCCUUGGGUUUGUUUUGCUGCUUCGUCCCCAAUUUGGGUGGGUGCAACGCCACCAACUUCCUGCUGGUGCUCAUGAUAAAUCUAAGCACAAGGCAUACCAAUAUGUUUUCUGGGUGAUUGCUGUGGUUUUACUCAUUGUUGGUUUCACAAUGGGAUUGGUAAUGCUGUUUAGAGGAGAGAAUGGAAACGACCAUUGCAGCUGGUGCCAUUACCUGAGCUGUGUGCCUACAUCAAAAUGGCACUGUGGAAACUAGUGAGCCACUACUGUUUUCUUCAUCUCGCUUCCUGAUUUCCUUAUUUUAUUCAUUUGUUAAUUUAUGUACAAGCAUGGUUUCCGACUUUUGAGGUUAUCUUUGGAUAUCAGGAAAUUCAUUGUUAUUAUAUAGUUGACAUUUUAUACAUGAUAUAUGGAGUAAUAUAUUCUGAUUGUAUGCA